AUGGCAAACGCCGGUCUUUACGAAUGCGCAAGUCCUACGAAACGAAAGAGAAGUAGUAGUCCGAACGCUCCGAUACCCAUCUUAACAAACACUCCAUCGACGACGACGACGACGACUACCACAACAUCUCAAGAAGUAAAACGGAGGAAGCGCGAAAUGUCGGAGCAAGGCUGUCGGUCGCCUUCGUCGGCUGAAGAUGUUGUAAUGACGGAUAAUCAAGAACAGGCCGUCGAUCUAGGUUUGGUUCGAGAAACAAUCGAAUCUCAACUCAGCCUCGAGAUUCUCAUGAAGCAUAACGAGUUGCGCCUAAUCGAAACAGAACUAGCAAAAUGUCAAGUCUCUCUGGAACAGUUACGUCGCGCUCACUUGAUACCAUUCCCAGGCAUACAAGGAGCGGAAGCGGAAGCUUCUUCCGAGUCGAUGGUUAACGUUAGUACUGGUACGGGUCCAGCAGUCUGGAGUGGCGACAAAGUUCCCAAAUGGGCUCCGCCGUAUGGAAUUACCGAAGGACCCUACACAAGACAUUGGGCAAAAUGGUUAAUUCCCGACCCUGCUUUUGAUGGUAUUGAUAUUGUUGAUUCACGUGCAGGUCCGGGGAGGCCACGCGCUGGCAAGUCGAUACCAGAAGGAAGAGCUACUAGAAAUAGUAUCGCUGAAGGAGGUAAUGUCUCAUCUAAAUCGAGAUCUCGUGGAUCUCACAGUUUGCAAUCUCUUUCCACCGGUCAUAUUCAACCAAAGAAGUCUGGACCAUGUAUUCUCAAGCGGAGUGAUGGUAAAACUGUGAAGCUUGUCUGCUUGGAUUGCAAUCGCGAAGAUUUCUCCAGUACUCAAGGUUUUAUCAAUCAUUGUCGCAUUGCUCAUCGUCGUGAAUUCAAGAGUCAUGAAGAAGCUGCUCAGACUAGCGGACAUGUUAUCGAAGUCGAUGAAGCUGGUGCAGCUCCUGUUUUGGAGAAGAGUCCAAGUGCACCACCAACUAGAGAUCCUGUUCAUCCUCUCGUUAAAAGUGCGCCUGUCGAUAAAGAAGCCUAUACUGCUCUUCGGUCUCGCAUCGAAGAUUCUAUGAAUCUAUAUCUCCAAGGCAGGCUCCCUGGUGUGACUUCGAUUCCUGGAAGUGCAACGUCAUCACCACAAAAGCAACCCGUUGUGAAACCCAAAGUGCAACCUCCAAGGGAAAAUUUCAAACCAUCAACCGCCACACCUCAUCUUUCCGAGUUACUGAAAAGCAGAGGCUUUGGUGGUGAUCUUGAUGAAAUCGUUGGUGAUGCGAAAACACGUAUUGAUAUGGAUGAACUUUUAGCAUCUGAGGAGGAAUCUUCUGAUGAUGAAGUGACUGAAGAAUCAACUGCUGCUAUACCUUCACGCCGUCCUGGUGGCUUUGAUGGUUCAGUAGAUACACCAAUGACUGGUAUGCGUAUCCCAGCUCGGGCUACCAUGUCACCAGCAUAUUUUGGUAGACCUACAAGCAGCAAAGGUAUGGAGGCUUCCGGGAGACCUGGACAAGCUCAUAUCUCGCCUCGUCUAACUUUCGCUACCCUCAAUACUUCUAUGCCUGUAUCGGAAACCAGAAAUAACCGCCCGCAGCCUAUCAAUACUCGAGAUCACGAUCAUGAUGGAGAUACUGAUAUGGGCAUCCCCGAUACAUCUUCCAUCAUUGACCUAAGUCCAAACACGGUUGUUAGUAACAACGCUCCAAGUCUUGUUAGUGAUGAUGGUGAAUACGACGAAGGUGAUGAUGAUGCAGAGAGUGUAUCAUCAGGAGAUGCUGACGAGGGUAGUGAUGUCGCCGAAAUCGAUAUCGAGGAUGGAGACACCGAGAAAGUCGUCAGAGGAGCGGUGUUAGGGAGGAGUCAGGAUCGCACCAAGAAAGAUGAUAAACAUGUUACGUUCGUGAGAGAGGUUCCUGACGCCAAUGGAACAAAUAAGAAAGUGAGGCCGAGACAAGGAUAG
Molecule: messenger RNA, 1947 nt
Organism: Botrytis deweyae
Lineage: Eukaryota; Fungi; Ascomycota; Leotiomycetes; Helotiales; Sclerotiniaceae
Exons: 1
Coding region: 1-1947 (648 amino acids)
Source: RefSeq, a predicted model, not a curated record